Molecule: messenger RNA, 956 nt
Organism: Rhagoletis zephyria (snowberry fruit fly)
Lineage: Eukaryota; Metazoa; Arthropoda; Insecta; Diptera; Tephritidae
Source: RefSeq, a predicted model, not a curated record
AUGGCGGUGCUCUUCAACGAGGAGGAGGCGCUCUUUCAGCGCUUCCUCCGCCUGGAGAAGGACCGCCUGAAUGAGCUGGUCGACUCGAUCUUCCAGUCGGAGACCUCCUGGACGGUGGUCUACGGCGGCGGCGACAAUAGCAUCAUUGAAGAGGAGGAAUCAACUUCAGAUCCAUCUUCACCUUCAAAUGAACCUCGUCAGUUGAUCGUCUGCGAGGCGGCCGACCGCUUCUCGCUCCUCCUGCUCAACCUGAUCGACCGCUCGACCUACAUUCCGCUCAGUCGGUACCGCCUGCGCAUCAUUCACCUGCUGAUUGACACCGUGGACGACUUCUGCCUCCGUCUCAGCCAGGUGGUGCACGUCUACGAGGAGCGGUGGCCCUUCACGCGCAAGUUCUACUCCCUCCUCAACACCUUCGGCUACCUGCUGACGCUGGUCGGCGAGUGGCAGAACGGCGGCGGAUCGUACUUCAUGCAGACGCUGACGGAGAACGGCCAGGACCUGACCGUCUUCUCGCCCACCGCUCGCACGCUGCAGCACAUGAUCGAGGAGAUCUUUGAGCGCAUCGAGAAUAACAUCAUCGCCGACGUGACGCUGGACAUUAUCGAGUACAAGAAGUUGAACUGGCACGGCAUGAAGCUGAACAUCGGUGAAGAUGAACACCAACAACAACAGCAACAGCAGCAGCCAUCGCUGAGCAUCAGCCAGGCGGGCGCCACCCUCGUCUACCACAUCAGCAUGCAGCUGGCCGCCCUCAAGCGGGCCCUCUCCACCGACCUCUUCCACAGCUUCCUCUACGACGUCGCGGAGAAGGUGCAACGGCUCUUCUUUGAGCGCAUCAUCCUCGAGCACUACUUCAACCACGACGGCGCCCGCCAGCUGCAGUACGACAUCGAGAAGGGCCUGCUGGCCAUCUUUGCGCUCUACCUCAAGAACACCGAGUACACCUUCUCAAG